CGUCGUGCGCAGCCGCCAUGGCAGCUGAGGAGAAGGAUCCUUUGAGCUAUUUUGCGGCAUACGGGAGCAGCAGCUCAGACUCCUCGGGCGAGGAGGAUAACAGCGAGCCGGAGGAAACGAGUCCGAAGGGCCCGGAUCUGGCGAAGUCGGCGGGCGGCUGUGGGAACAAGGCAGAGAAUCGACUGCCCGGACCCGAUGAGCUGUUCCGGAGCGUGACUCGCCCAGCCUUUCUCUAUAAUCCGCUCAACAAGCAGAUAGACUGGGAGAGGCACGUCGUCAAAGCGCCUGAGGAGCCUCCAAAGGAAUUCAAAAUAUGGAAGUCAAACUAUGUGCCACCUCCAGAGACCUACACUACUGAGAAGAAACCUCCGCCUCCAGAGCUGGAUAUGGCAAUAAAAUGGUCGAACAUAUAUGAGGACAAUGGUGAUGAUGCCCCACAGAAUGCUAAGAAAGCUAGGCUUCUGCCAGAAGGGGAGGAGACAUUAGAAUCAGAUGAUGAAAAAGAUGAGCAUACUUCAAAAAAGCGCAAAGUAGAACCGGGAGAACAAGCAAAGAAGAAAAAGUAAAACAACCACAAGUGACAAGAAUUUUUGGACUGCUAAACUUGUUGAAAUGUGUCUUUGGGCAGAUUAAUUUGAUGUUGUGGGUUAUUAUGACAAAACAUCUCUGUGAAAGUACAUAUGUUAAUGAACUAAUAAGUAUUGCUUCAAGAACUUUCCACUGUAGAAUUCAUUUUUAAUUUAAAACUUGUAUGUAUUUAAAAUUCAAAUGGUGAUCUGUGAUUGUGAAAUUAACAGUACUUGGAAGCAUUCUUGUUAUCACAUAAUUGGUGACAUGCUUUGAGAGUUCUGUCACAUAUUGACAUGGAAAUGUUCUAUGAACCUUUUAUAAAGGAAUAUAUUUUUAAAGUGAAUAUAUUGUAAUGUACUGUGAACUUGUAGGGUGCUUUUCAUCAGUGUUUGUACAGUGUAAAUAGAUCAUGGAAAUAAAAUUACUUAUUCAAUAUUACUCUUACUGCAUAAUAUCAACAUUUGAAUAUUUGUGACAAGUACCUUCCUUGUGACAAGGAGGAAUUACCAUUGGGGGAGUGCCUCAUGUUCCAGGUGCUUUGUAUAUAUGUUAUCUCUAAUCCUCAAGCAGCUUUGUAAGAAAAGUACUAGURUCCCGUUUUAUAAUAAAGAGAGCUUGAGUAACGUGUC
Messenger RNA from Urocitellus parryii (Arctic ground squirrel), 1199 nucleotides. RefSeq names its product chromosome 11 C1orf52 homolog (gene C11H1orf52). The record is from RefSeq and is a predicted model, not a curated record. NCBI's taxonomy places the organism in Eukaryota, Metazoa, Chordata, Mammalia, Rodentia, Sciuridae.